AUGGCAUCUCUACUACAGUAUUACCUUGUCCGUCCGGCCAGAAAAAUGCAGACCGAGUCCGGCUUCGUCAGGAUCCCUGAGUCCAAGGUCCCAAUGAUACCUAUUGACAUCCUUCCCGAAUGGAUCGAGAUCUUCGGACUCCCGCGCUCGCUCAGGGACAGCUACGCCGUCGGCCUCACCAGCCUGGGCCACGUCGAACAGCCCGAAGAGAAACUGGAGGUUAGGCUGCACAGAGUUGACCCGUCAGUGUACGAGAGAGCCAUGCCACAUGGCUCUGUAUCCCAUCUUUCAGGUCACAGUGGCGUAUUGGCCCCGAACACCAUGAAACCUGCCCAAACAAAGCCGGCCAGAACGACGCCAGGCGACUGCGUCCAGGCAGCGACGUUGGACGAGCUGAGAAAGCAGCGAGGGGAGCGACCCGACAGCGAGAGUUAUGUAAAUACGACAGAGCCCGGACGACCCGCACUCGACGCCCCGCGCAAACUGGAUGCCGAGAUGCCCGCAGCGCAGAAACGGCAGGCUGCCGAAGCGGGCAGGUCGCUUCGAGCUGCGCCGCCCGAGAAGCAGCAGGGUACGCGCACCGCGGCCGGAGGAGCCCCCGCAUCAUCAAAGGAGUCACUCGUAGCCGCGCCAAACGGCCUAUCAAGCUCGGUCCACGCACGCCGUGAUCUCUCGGUAGAGAUGGCAGCUGGGACAGGCAUUGUGUCUGCAGCGCCGUCUUCUCGGGACCAACUGUCAGCCGCUAGAGGGCUGCAGCUACUCGGCAGUGAGAGUAUGCGGAAGCCCAUGCACGGGGCGAAGAAAAAGAUAAAGACUCCUGGAGCUCGUCGGUACUGCCAUUACUGGUGUCAUCAUGGAGUGUGCAAGUGGGGUGCUGAGUGCCACUACCAUCACGCGAUGCCGGCGACAGGCGAGGGAUUGCGAGAGGUCGGACUCAAGGAUUACCCCCCGUGGUGGGCGGAGCUCUCGGGCCCGUCGAUGGGCACAAGGCAGUGCGGCCGUAUGGGGCUGAGCGCAGCAAGGAGAAAAACACCAUCCGGGCAGGAGACCAUUCCGCACGAGCUGGAGCGAAACCGUGGUCCUGUGAGCAGAUCCAAGACCGCGGUCUUGGAGGAUGCCGUGUCACUGGCUGCACGUCCGUCAGAGGAGCCGUCACGCUUGCGGCUUUCGGGCAGUUUAGGGGUGGCACAUGGGAGGAUGCAGUUUCCACCUACAAGCUCUUUGGUGGAUGGGAAGGAUGUUAUCCAGGAUGAUGGACGCCGGGAGCGGGCUACUCCAGGCCAGAAGCUCGUCGAUAUUGACUGA
Pyricularia pennisetigena is the source of this 1305-nucleotide messenger RNA. RefSeq lists its product as uncharacterized. Lineage: Eukaryota; Fungi; Ascomycota; Sordariomycetes; Magnaporthales; Pyriculariaceae. The record is from RefSeq and is a predicted model, not a curated record. Gene Ontology annotation, molecular function: metal ion binding. The transcript is spliced from 3 exons. Bases 1 to 1305 code for a protein of 434 amino acids.